AUGGACCUCGAGACUCCCUCGCGGCUUUCCGAUGAGAUGGUCAAUUUCAGUCUUCUGCAUCCGACCGCAGCCUCCAUCCUAACCCCGCGACUGGGCUCCCUUGCCGUCGCGGGCAGGAAGGCCAUUCCCACGCCGAACUACACUCCUCUGACGUCGCGAGGAGCGGUGCCACAUGUGGCGCAUGAUAUGAUGCGCAGUCAGACUGCCAUUGGGAGCUUGUAUUUUGGAUUGGAGGAUUUCAUGCAACAGCAGAAUAAAAAUUCGUUCCCAAUUUACCAGACCCCCACGGGGCCUCAUGAGUCGGCCUUGCGCAAGUUCACCUGCUUCCCGGACGAGCUCGUAUUGAUUCUGGGACCACGUCGCGUGCCUCCGAUUGCCACCCCUCCGACAAACACGGCCAACUCGAUCGCGGUCAUGACGUCUUUCGGAUUCCGACAGCUAGAAGCCAACCAAUAUACUGAAGCCGUGCAGAAGCUCCGACCGGAUAUCGUCGUUGGCCUAGCCGAUUUGGUUCCGGGCCAGCAACCCGGUUUUAAGAGGCGCGGGAAGAUGGUCGAUCGGACCCAUGCGUUCACGAUGCAUGCCACCGACCAGCUAUAUGGACAAGCGGUUCCGGAGGAAUGCCGCUCUAAGGCCGCUUACUUCGCGCCGGUACUGCCGCUAGAAAACACCCAGCAGAUGCUGUAUCUGGACGAACUGGAACGUGAUCUACGUCCGUACGUCUCCGGUCUGGCAUUGUACGAGUCGGCAUCACUGUCAAUCUUACCGGAAUCCUUGGGCGGUCUCCCACGACUGCUUUUCAGCGAACCGGCAACGCCGCAUGACAUUCUGCGGGAGGUGUCGCUAGGUGCGGACCUGGUCACCGUGCCUUUUGUGGGCACCUGUUCAGAUGCCGGAAUCGGACUAGAUUUUAUCUUCCCCUCUCACGCUUCAUCCGGAUCUAUCGCCGAAGAAGCUCGACCGCUCGGAUUCGACCUCUGGUCGUCGACAUACACAUCCGACACGAAACCGUUAGUUGAAGGCUGCCAGUGCUAUUCGUGCCGGAAGCACCACCGCGCCUAUAUCCACCAUCUCCUAACGGCCAAGGAAAUGCUGGCGUGGACCCUCCUCCAGAUCCAUAACCUCCACACCAUGGACACUUUCUUCUCUCGGAUCAGAGAAAGUAUCCAGUGUGGCACCUUCGACACUGAUGUCCAGACAUUCCAGCGGUUCUACACCUCGCAGCUUCCCGCACAGACUGGCCAAGGCCCCAGACUACGCGGCCAUCAGGUCACACCCUCGAGCGCCAACCAACCACGCCGGAACCCUCGCGCGUUCGGUCGACUGGAUGAUGCGUUGGAGAAAUUCGCCGAAUCGCAAUCGUCUUUGGCCACACCCGAUACGGAUGCCGAUGGCCUGGAAGCGCACGGAUUUGCAGAGAAACAACGGUCUUGA
Molecule: messenger RNA, 1434 nt
Organism: Aspergillus tanneri
Lineage: Eukaryota; Fungi; Ascomycota; Eurotiomycetes; Eurotiales; Aspergillaceae
Product: tRNA-ribosyltransferase family protein
Exons: 3
Coding region: 1-1434 (477 amino acids)
Molecular function (GO): tRNA-guanosine(34) queuine transglycosylase activity
Source: RefSeq, a predicted model, not a curated record